CUUGUGUCAUGACUAGUUCGUCGUUCAUUCGGAGCGAUGACCUCUAAAGGAAGCGGGACAAUGGAGGUGGCGGCGCUCGGACGGCCUUUCAGCCUCGGGAUGUUGUACGACUGCCGCAACGACUCUCUCGUCCCUGGAAUCACUUUGUGGGACUGUGAUGACCUUAACAAUCAUAUUAGAGAAAGACCACAGCAUUAUAAUGAUUGUGAUAUAGUUGCAUCUGAAUCAAUUGAGGACAAAUCUUCAGCACUAAAUGUUGAAGCAUCACUGAAGGUAAGUUUCUUGGGUGGACUGGUAAAGGUUGGUGGAUCAGCCAAAUACCUGAACGAUAGCAAGACUUCCAAAGAUCAUGUUAGAGUAACACUGAAUUACCAAGCUACCACAAAGUUCCAAGAACUGUCCAUGAAUCAUCUUGGGGAUGUUAAGAAACAUCAGUUUGUGUUUGAGAAAGGAAUAGCAACACAUGUAGUCACAGGUAUCCUUUAUGGGGCACAAGCCUUCUUUGUCUUUGACCGUGAGGUGUCUGUCAACGAGAACCAUCGAGACAUUCAGGGCAACUUGAAGGUGAUGAUCAAGAACAUUAGCUCCCUUUCAAUAGAUGGUAAAGGCUCGCUGAAAAUGGAAGACAAGGACAAAGCAAAUGUUGAGAAAUUCUCCUGCAGAUUCUUUGGAGACUUUUUGAUUCAGAAACCUCCGACAUCCUUUCAGGAGGCAGUAGAGGUGUACCAAAGUCUGCCAAAGCUGCUGGGAGCCAACAGGGAAAACGCAGUACCAGUGAAGCUGUUGCCUCUGACAUGUUUAGAUUCUACUGCCGCUAAACUUGUCCGUCAGAUAAGUAUAGGAUUAGUUGAAGAAUGUCAGAGUGUCCUGGAGGACUUCAGUGACCUGGAGAUGAGGUUCAAUGAUGCACUGAGAACCCAAACUGCACAGCAGUUCCCACAGAUUGGAGAAAAACUCAAAACCUUUAAACAGAAGUGCUCUCAGUUCAAACUGGAAUUCCAACGAACCCUGGCAAAGAAACUUCCAUCAAUCCGAGGAGGAGGAGAAGAAGAAGCUGUGCUCGCAGAGGAACUGAGGAAGACAUGUUCUUCUCCUUUCAACAGCAAGGACCUGAACGAGUGGAUGGACUGUAAGGAGAGAGAAAUCUACACCGUGAUGUCUCUGACCGACAUGAUGACAAACACCAAGAUCAUCUCAUCUCAAACAGACCUGGACAAAGAAAGCUUCAAAGCAGAGCAGGCUGUGUGUUUUGUCUUCACCUCGCUGGGAAGAGAUGAACCGUACCUCUCAACUUUAUCAAACUACCUUAAACAAACACCCAAACCAGAUGAUGCCCAAGAUCCACACCCUCCAGAUCAAUGGUACAACUCAAGAGAAGAAUGGGGAGCAAUGCGGCAUAAAGCAAAGCUCUUCAGUGAUUUUGCAGAGGCCAAAAAGGAGAACAAGAACAUCACAUUUCUGACGGUGGGUUUAACAAACGAGACACAGAAAGGUGCCAGCAUCUACCUUUAUACAGACGGCCUUUCUGUCAAUGAGAACUUUGAGCCGCCUUCAAAGCCUGCAACAGUAACAGGAAGUGAUAUAAACCACAGCAGUGUGACGCUGAACAUUUCUCCACCCAGAUUUGGAGCAGAGGACAUCACCUCCUACUCUGUUGAGUACUGUGUCAGAGGAGAGGACGGCUGGAAACAAGAGACAGCAUCCAGAGCUGAAGAAGUCACAGUGAGCGGCCUGAGUCCUAACACAGAGUACAGGUUCAGAUGCAGGGCAGAGACACCAGUAGGUGCCGGGCCAGCCAAUGAAGUCAGUGGAUCCAUUCAAACCUUACCCUGCAGCCCUCCUGGAAAACUCCACGUUGAAUCUACCUCAGGUGAGAUAUCAGUCAGCUGGGAGAAACCUGCUGAGCUCGGACAAGAUGUCCACGUUUUGAGCUACAUCGUGGAGUACGCCGAACCAGACCAACAGGUGAAAGAGGAAGAUCUCCACUGGGAGCAAAAUAUGGUGGGAGCUGAGAAGGCGAUCAUUUCAGGACUUCAGCCAGAGACAGAAUACGCUGUCAGGGUCAGGUGUGAUUGUGGUGCAGCUGGAAGAAGCAAAGAAAGCAUCGCUGUUAAUGUCCGCACAACAACACCUGCAUAUCUUAAAGAAUUCCUCAAAAGUAAAAGCAAAAUCAUCAAUACUGAAUCUCCCUCAGUUUACAAACUGCCUCUGACAGAAGAAGACAUGGACGUUGAUGGAUGCCGGAGGUACAACUUUGGCAAAGACAGCAUGAGGCAAAAUCGUACAAUAAUGCUUCUCGGAGCAACUGGAUCUGGAAAGUCCACUCUGAUCAAUGGACUCAUCAACUACAUCGUUGGUAUAGAGUGGAAGGACGAUUUCAGAUUCAAGUUAGUUGACGAGGAUCAGUCGAGAUCUCAAGCUGAGAGCCAGACCUCUGAAGUCACUGUGUACAAAAUCAACCACCAAGAGGGCUUUAAAACCCCUUUCUCUCUGACCAUUGUUGAUACUCCAGGCUUUAGAGAUACAAGAGGAAUAAAAAGAGACGAGGAGAUCAAACAACAGCUUCUUAAUCUCUUCUCUGCUGAGCGUGGCAUCAGUGAAAUUGACGCUGUGUGUUUUGUAGUUCAGGCUUCUUUAGCUCGGCUCACACCAAGACAGGAGUAUGUGUUUGAUUCUGUGCUCUCAAUCUUUGGCAAAGAUGUGAAAGAGAACAUCCAGGUUCUGGUGACAUUCGCAGACGGCCAACGCCCACCAGUUCUAGAGGCGAUCAAAGCUUCAGGCGUCCCAUGUCCUAAAACAGAAGACGGGCUGCCAGUUCACUUCAAAUUCAAUAAUUCUGCCUUGUUUGCACAGAACCAAUCAUCUGCUGCUGCUGACUCCAGUGGAGAGGAGGAAGAGGGAGGCUUUGAAAAGAUGUUCUGGAAAAUGGUGGCAGAAAGCAUGAAGACGUUCUUUGUUGCUUUAAAUAAGCUAACAACCAAAAGCUUGACAUUGACAAAGGAAGUCCUCAGAGAAAGAAAGCAGCUCCAGAUCUCAAUGGAAAAUGUGCAGAAGCAGGUUAAAGUAGGGUUAGCCAAGAUUGAGGAGAUAAACAAGACAUCUGAACAACUUAAACUGCAUGACGCAGAGUGCAGCAGAAAUGCAAAAUGUGAGUUUGAAGUAGUUGUCACAAGGCCUUUUAAAGUAGAUAUAUCUGGCACUGGGACGUUCGACACCAACUGUCAGCUGUGUCAUUUCACCUGUCACACAGAAUGUCCAUAUGCCAAUGAUGCAGAUAAAAGGAAGUGUCCUGCAAUGGGACCAGAUGGAAACUGUACCCAGUGUCCAGACAAAUGUCAUUGGAGUAAACAUUUUAACCAGAAGUACAGAUGGGAGUAUAAGGAGGUUAAAGAAAAGCAAACCGUGCAGGAGCUGAAAGAAAAGUACCUGAAGGCCUCAAAGGCUAAGGGAACUGUUCAGGAAGUGAUCGCUCAUAUGAAGGCUGAAUAUCAGCGUCUUCAGGCUGAAGUGAGGGAGAUCAUGAAGAGGUCUGCUGAGUGUCUGAAGAGACUAGGAGAGAUCGCACUGAAGCCAAAUCCUCUCUCCACUCCAGAGUACAUUGACCUGCUCAUUGAGGGAGAGAAAUCUGAGGCCAAGUUAGGCUGGAAGCAACGAGUCGAGUACCUGAUGGAGGUGAGAGGACAAGCAGAGCUCAUGGCUAAAGUAAGGAGAGGAGAAAACCUGCUUUAAAGUGAAGAAUCUCUAACCAAGGGAGAAUUAAGACCAGUGCCAACUUAGACCAAGACAAAGAGCUGAAAGCAAUAGGCUCAAGCCAUGAUAAUGACCCAGACAUUUUAAUGACUAUAGAUAGCCAAGGGUUGGGACCAAUAAAGGACCAUGUCGUACUUUAUUUGCUUACACAUCGUGUUUUAACUUUAUUUGUCUAAAUCACCAUGGUUUCAAUUUUGUAAACUAACUUCUUACAGCAAAGAUGUUUUAUGAAUGUUGAUGAAUCUAAAAAGUAAUCCUUGAAAGAAAUGCUGAAUAAGAGAUUGACCUGAGUUUUAGAAGCCAGAGGAACAGAAGAGUUAAGUCAGGAUAUUUUGUGUCUACGAACGACAUGUGUGAUUUUGUUGUUGAUUUUUGAUGCUGUGUUGUAACGCCAAAGUAAUGUUGUUCAAGCCAUGUCAAUAAAAUGGAAAGAGUUUGAAGCCUAAUCUUUCCUCCAAUCAGAGUCCAUUGCUUGCUGAAUGAGAGAAGCCUGAGGCCAGGUUGGGCUCAAAGAGUUCAGUACCUGCUAAUCAUGAGAGAAAAACUGAGUCUCGACACUUGAGAGACUGAGAAUUCAAUAUGUUUGCCACAUUUUAUUUGAUAUGUUUAAACAAUUGUAUUUCUGCAGAAGUUAUGUGAUAUUUUUGUCAGGUUCACCAAACAGGAGAUAACAGAUGAACCAUGUUUGUGGGAACACAUUUUGUGCAUGGACAGUUCAUUGUGCAGUGUUUUUCCCCUGUUAGGAUCAUUUACAUAUUUCAUGUAUGCAGUUUACAUUGCUCAAUAAAUUACAUUUAGCUGACGAUUUGAUCAAUAA
Molecule: messenger RNA, 4567 nt
Organism: Gymnodraco acuticeps
Lineage: Eukaryota; Metazoa; Chordata; Actinopteri; Perciformes; Bathydraconidae
Molecular function (GO): GTP binding; protein binding
Source: RefSeq, a predicted model, not a curated record